AAAACGAAUUUCCACCGAUAUAACACUCACCCCACCGAGUGUGUGUGUGUGUUUGUGUGUGUGUGUGGCACCAAACGGAUGCUCUGGCUGCCAUCUGCCUACGUGUCGGAGGGAUUGUGAAUGCUGCACUAUGAUGGAUAGAGCGUUUGGACAUAGCUGCAGUCAUUUGUAGGCAGUAUUUUUUUGCAGGAUUUAUCGAUAAGUUGUCGGAUUUGCGCGUUGACAGCUGGACCGUCCUGCGCCUUUAUUGGAGACGAGCAGUCAAAUUUUUUUUCCUGUUGCCAUUCAAUGUCCAGUGACACAUGGCUGAGGGUCCCCUGUGGCUGAUCCAAACAAUGCUUUCAACUAAUCGCUCCGGAGGUGCGUGGGGAUGAAAUGGAUGCAGCCCAUGUCCAGGCCUACGCAUCAGCUCCCACCUCCCAGCAUGUCCAGCUGCAGCAAGUCUCCUGCCAGCUCUGGAGAAGGCUCUAACUCUAUGGCAUGGGUGAAAAUGUUCAAAAAACCAGGAGAAGGCUUGAAGAAAUCCUACCAGCCUGGGAGCAUGCUGUCUCUCGCGCUCACCAAAGGCCUGCUGAAUGAACCCGGGCAGAAUAGCUGCUUCCUAAACAGCGCUGUUCAGGUGCUUUGGCAGCUGGACAUUUUCAGGAGAAGUCUGAGGCAGCUCUCAGGUCACUUUUGUCUUGGUGAUGCCUGCAUUUUCUGUGCUUUAAAGAGUAUUUUCAGCCAGUUUCAGCAGAGCAGAGAGCGUGUGCUCCCCUCCGACAGCCUGCGGAACGCCUUAGCUGAAACCUUUAAGGACGAGCAACGCUUCCAGCUUGGCCUGAUGGAUGAUGCUGCUGAGUGCUUUGAGAACAUCCUGGAGCGAAUUCAUUUACACAUAGUUUCAGACACCGCAAAUGAUGCUUGUUCAUCCAAAGCCUGCAUCACCCAUCAGAAGUUUGCAAUGAUGCUUUAUGAGCAGUUUGUGUGUCGCUGCUGUGGUGCAUCUUCAGACCCACACCCAUUCACAGAAUUCGUACAUUAUGUGUCAACCACUGCUUUAUGCCAGCAGAUUGAUCGCAUGUUGGGAAAAAAUGAGCGGCUGAGGUCAGACAUGUUUGGAGAGCUGCUGCAGGCAGCAAAUAACACAGGUGACUUCCGAAGCUGCCCGAGCGACUGUGGUCAGAGCAUCAAGAUCCGCCGUGUGCUCAUGAACUGUCCUGAAAUUGUGACAAUAGGGUUCGUGUGGGACGCUGAGCAGUCUGAUCUUACGGAUGAUGUCAUCCGGUCACUUGGCCCACGUUUGAACCUGUGUGGGCUUUUCAACCGUGUCACUGAUGAAAAUGCCAAACGGAGUGAGCUACAUCUGGUGGGGAUGAUUUGUUUCUCCAGUAAACAUUACUCAGCUUUUGCCUAUCACACCAAAUCUUCCAAAUGGAUGUUUUUUGAUGAUGCUACUGUAAAGGAGAUUGGAUCCAAAUGGAAAGAUGUUGCAUCUAAAUGUAUCAGGGGACAUUUCCAACCUCUUCUUUUAUUUUACACUAAUCCUGAGGGAAGCCCGGUGUCCAAUGAAGAUGCGCCAAGACAGACCACCAUGUGUCCUCGAUACAAAGCCCAAGUAAAUGGUGGCAUGACAGUGAAACUUCCCCUCAGCAGUCCUAACAAAUUCCAGGAACCUUUUAUGGAGAGGCCAGGCGACUCAAAAAAAGACAGAGGGCAUCGGAGAAUUGACCCAUCACAACACCAAGACAUGGCACAUACAAGAACUUCAUCUCCUCCAGAGAAUGGACCAAGGCCUUCUGUGGACCAAAGACUAAAAGGCUAUCAACGUACUGAGAAGUCAUCAAACCAUUCAAGCAGAGGAUCUCAGGAGCCACGUGGACAGGGUGGCGGGCCCCCCCCCAGCCGCUAUGAUCAGGGUAGUUGCCAGGAGCAAUGGGAAAAGGGUGGAAGUGGAGGAAGUCGCACUAAAUCUAAAUCCACCUGGAGACCUAUUCGAGAGGUGUUAAAUGUGGACACUGUGCUGAACGAACUGGAGCAGCGGCGUCAGCAGCAACAUGACAGUCCGCGACGCAGUAAGCCUUCAUCGCAGGAAAGGGUGCACGCUGAACUAAGUCAUGAGAGGGAACAUGUGCGAGCCAGAGAAGAUCGGAGGCAGAAGUGUUUAAUGACAAUUUAUGAGGAUGAUCAGCGGCAUGAGACUGAGAGCCACAGCUCUGUAGAGUCGGAGAGCAGGGCCAACCAGCAGAGGGGCAGCAGGCUUAAGGGUGGCCCCAAGACGCUGCUGCGUAGUGACACCUGGACCACUCAAAGGGCAGAGUCUGGCUACGAGAGCAGUGACAGGCUCAGCAGUGGCUCCACCAAUCCUGACUCACCUGGGGUUGAUGGCUUUGCUGUUAAAGACCAGAGGUCAAUGCCAGAGGCACAGCUGCAGAGCCAGCUGCACCAAAAGGGAGGCAAUGCAAAAUCAUGCAUAAUGUCCUCACCUUCACAUAAUGGUAAACAUCAACCCAAACCUCAGGGAAAGAAUCAUGACCAAGUUUCACAUUCACAUCUAAAGUGCAGUCCAUGUUCAAGACGGAAAUCAAAGUACACUUCUAGCACCUCCAGGAAAGCAGUGUCUUCAGAGAGGGAGUCCACUGGUCCAGAUACCAGGCAGAGUGAUCAGCAGGAGCUGACAAACUCUAGAGGGCACACCGGAGAAAGUCCCGCUCCGAGGCACGUUGCAAAAACCAGCAGCUCAGAAUGGAACAGCUCCGAUGAUCUCGCUCUUUCUGAGCCUGAAGACAGAGAAAGCACUUACUGCUCCAGCAACAGUGAGGCCACUGCCUCUGACUCCCAGUGUCCUCAUAUAACCCUGCCAUACCACCCUCCUGGUAAUGUGACCGCGGAGCCCCUUCAACCGAACAGUCAGCGUCAGCUCAGCACGACAGGGUCUCCUUACAUUCGACCCACCCAGCAGAUCUCUCCUCACCAGGGAGAAACAAGUCACGCAGUGUUUCGUCCGAGGAUGCUUCAGGAGCCUUUUUCAUCAAGCCCUUGUCUUUCUUCCACAUCUUACAUUAGUCCGCAUAGGAAUCCUGACAUGUCAGGCCUCCGAACCUUCUCGGAUGCAAGCUCCAAGUCGGGCUCUGACCCAGAGAGGAGCACCUCAUCAUCAUGUGAAAGUGAGGAAAGACUAACUGGGUGCAGAGUAGAACAGGCAGUGCCAGCUCACGAGGUUUCUCUGACGACGUACUUCAGCGUGGAUAACUGCAUGACGGAAACAUAUCGUCUCAAGUACCACAACCAGAGGCCUCUUGUCCUCUCUGCCUCGGUGCCACGGACGGUGGUUGCGACUGAGCGCAGAGACGCCACCGACACACACUCACAAGAUAUGCCAAAAGCCAGACCUGAAACAAGCCAUAAUAGCAAUAAACCCACAGCAAAAUGGAACCCAGUGACAGCCAAAGGACUGGAUGAACAUGGUUUUUUAUGAGUGUUCCUUGGUAAGUUUUGUUUACAUGGAUGGACAGUGGUCAGUAGAGCACUACUAACUGGAUGCCAAAGAGUUUACAGAGUGGAAAUAUUUCCUGAAGCUCAACAUCUCUAAAUUGAGUGGGAUUUAUUUACACAAGCCUGUCACAUAAGUAAAACCUAUUUCUAAAUGCUGUUACAUGUUGUUUGACGGAUAAUCAACUUUCACACAUACCGUCUUCCAUUGUCCUUGCGGUACCGCUGCAAGGAGAUUUUGCUUUAACCAAAAUCUGGACUGUUUUCAGUUUGCACAAAAGGUUUUAGAGUUUUAAUCACCUUAUAUCAAGUUUAAAAUGUUUAUUUUUAAAACUGUGCAGUAGUUCUGCAAAAGUGCUAUGGAACUGAAGAUAUACUGAUAUGUUUAAAGUAAGCCAUGAGAGAUUACGCUGUGUCACAGUUUGAUUAUGCUGUGGUCUGUAGAUGAAAAAUGAUGCAUGUUGACAUGAAAAGGUACUUUAUCAGAAUAUGAUGUUAUCCUACAUAACACAAACCUACAAAGAUCAAAGGUUUGCAUCAGCUGCACCAGAUUUAAGGUAAUUCAUUUAAUCACAGCUCAAACUGGAGAUUAAUAAGAAUGGAAAUGUUGGAAGUGAAUAUCUGGGCAGUUUACUGACUUUAUGCACAUUGAAGGCUUUAGGUCAUUGCAACAUUUACAUAUAUUCAGUUAGUGACUUGUUUCAACUGUUAUUAUUUAUCAGUUCUUUUACAACAUUUAUGUGUUUGUGAAUGACUGAGGGCUGCCUGCGCUGUACCAGUCGACCCCCGUAGCUGUAAGCCUCAGCUGAGAAAGACUCAAAAUGGGACGUUCUGCAUUUGAGGCAGCCCUCAGGUUAUUCAGUAAGUCACUAUAUACAAUCACGUAAUCGUAUGUGUUCUACCCUCGAUUGUUCUGGUUCUGUUAAUCUUUUUUUUGUAACUCACAGUGAAUUAAAUGGUAUUGUUUUCAGUCUUUCUCGUACUUAGAUCUCACAGAUUUAAACAGGUUUGUGUUUGAAGGUAUUUUCAUAAAGAUGCUGAUAUAAUCUGACAUUAUACACAACACAUCAGUUUUCUUGUUAAUAAGAAUAAGAGUCUGGAACCUGCAUGUGGCCUUUACGAAGUCCUACUAGCUGCGUCUACAGCAUGAGCAUGACAAUAUUGGGCUGUGAGUGCAAAGGACAUCAAAUCUAUUGGAUAUACAUUAAAUAACAGUUUGUACCUACAGUUGAUUUGGAAACUUUAACACUUGAAUGAUGUUCUAUUCUGUCACUCGUGCAAGAGCAUACUUUUGUUUAUGCAUCCAUUGUAAAUAUAAACGUAUACGCUGGAAAACAACUGACUAUCCGAGAUGUACUAUGCAUUCACUAAAAGUUACUUUAAAAGCAGAUCGUGCCAUUUUUAAAGCUUUGUAUUUGGUGCAUCUGACAAUAUCAGUAUCAUUAAUAUUUUGUGUUUACUAUAUUGCCAAGUAUUAUUAACAUCCUGCCAUUUAUGCAUACGGUCUUUGUAUACAUGUGUUUUUUCAUCUACUUUGCAUUUUUGUCUACCCACACACCUUUGUCCAGGUAGUUCUCAGCUAUUCUCACUGCACAUAUUGUCUGCUGCUGUGUGCGUUUAAUCUGACACAGUGGAUUGUGUCUAGAGAUUUUUGUGGGCGUGUUUGUAAUCUCAUCUAAAUGUGAGCAUUUUUCAUGAUUCAUUUAUUGACACUUUAAAUUCAAGGAAAAGAAAGCAUUCAGUGUAACUGAGCUACUGAGAAAUUCUUCACUUCUGAAUUGUAAUCUUGUCAUUUGUGCUGUAAUUAUAAAUGACAGUUUUUACAGUUAUUUUUAAGGUAUGUUAUAUACAGUUUGUUUUAUAUUCCGUAGAUAAAGAAAUCAAAAUGACUAAAUGAUUGGAUUGGAUUAGAUUAAGAUGAGUGCAUUAGCCAGAUUACCUAAAUGUUGUCGACUGCAAACUGUUUUUUUUUUUUGUUUUUUUUUUGUGGUUUAUUAUCUAACUAAUGGUUCUAUCACUAUUUACCCCAUUUUUAAUUAAUUUCUGUAUCUGUGAAAAAUUGUUCUAUUUAUGUUAUAUUUUAAAUUCUAAACAUUGUCUCUUCAGUUAUAUCACGAGUGCCUUGACAUUUUCAGUUUCGUUGUGUUUUGUGAGUGAAACCACACUUACUGAAUGAAGGAGAUGAAUGAAGAGAAUAGAGGAUGUCAUGAAUCAUUUUUUUGAAUAUGCAGUGCUAGUAGUGACAUAUUGAUGAUAUUCCUGUGUGUGCACCAUUAUGUACUGUGUGUGUGUGUGAGUGUCAGAGGGAUAGAUUUGUUCCAGGUCCAAUAUUCCUAAAAGCCCUUUCAGACUUGGAAGCUGCAAACACAGCAAGUAGCAGUCUCAGCCAUUUGCUCUUCAUCCAGCUGCAACUGGCAAAGGUUUGAUGUUCAAAUGUCAGCAGCAGAAAAUGGGAAAAUCUGUGCUUUUAUCCUCCUGGCAAAGUUAGGUGCUUCUGGAUCUGGAGAGAGCUUAAUGGCUUAUAACUCCAGUGUUUAACUUGGUAUGUGCAUGAAAACGUGUCUGUGUACUUGGAAGAGGAAGCUAAAUGCUUAUCCUUUUGCACCCAUUAUGUCUUCAUUUAAAAGCUUUAUUUACACAAGAAGCUGGUAAGACAGAACAUCUUUUUAUGCCCCAUAACAUCACAGCUGGCAUUGCAUCAGCCAAUAUCUUUUAUUUAUUUUGUCCUAAAUAUACAGAGACAGAACCUAAUUGCUCCAUGUUGUAUCAACACUAAAGAACAAAAGAGAACUUUCCACAUUAUGCCACUGAUCUUGUCUGAUAAGUUACUGGCUGAUGUGGCCUGAUGUGUAGGACCUGUAUGACUCACUCAAUACCACUGUGCAUGGCUAGGAUUCAGCCUGAAACCACUGCUGAACUGAGUUGCUGGUGCUUCAGUGAAUGCUUCAUGACUUGUGUAAGUACAGACCGGUUUAAAGUAACAUGUAAAAUCUGUCUACACUUUAUAUUUU
Messenger RNA from Monopterus albus (swamp eel), 6482 nucleotides. It is a transcript of the gene usp53b, whose product is annotated as ubiquitin specific peptidase 53b. Gene Ontology annotation, cellular component: cell-cell junction. The record is from RefSeq and is a predicted model, not a curated record. Gene Ontology annotation, biological process: response to auditory stimulus; protein deubiquitination; sensory perception of sound. Gene Ontology annotation, molecular function: cysteine-type deubiquitinase activity. NCBI's taxonomy places the organism in Eukaryota, Metazoa, Chordata, Actinopteri, Synbranchiformes, Synbranchidae.